AUGGCCUGUCCCUUAUGCUCCUCCCUGCUCGUGCCUACCGAGCUGCGCCUGCGCGGGGCCAACCCUGCAUCCUCCCUGGAGCCAAUGCGCUGUCAGCCGUGGAGCACUGAGUCCGUGGGGCACAGACAUCUUUUAACCAAGUGCCUGCAUUGCUAUCAAUAGCUACUGGAGACCAAAGAGCUGGGGUGCCCUCUGGGGUCAGAUGUCUGCCGCACCCUGCACAUAAAGAACAGCAGCCGCUCUAACCUCACGGUGAGCAACUGCCACGGCAGGGAGCAGAUGAGCCAUUGCCAUGCCCGUGCCUCUCCGGUGUUUUUUGGCUUUUGGAUCUGCUGCUUCCUGGAUUUCUGUAACAAUCCGACAAACAGGAAGAAGACUAUCCCCAUCUGA
Molecule: messenger RNA, 390 nt
Organism: Microtus ochrogaster (prairie vole)
Lineage: Eukaryota; Metazoa; Chordata; Mammalia; Rodentia; Cricetidae
Gene: Ly6g5c
Product: lymphocyte antigen 6 family member G5C
Cellular component (GO): external side of plasma membrane
Source: RefSeq, a predicted model, not a curated record